This is a messenger RNA of Anopheles stephensi (Asian malaria mosquito), 2669 nucleotides long. It is a transcript of the gene Psn, whose product is annotated as presenilin-2. Gene Ontology annotation, biological process: protein processing; negative regulation of apoptotic process; Notch receptor processing. Gene Ontology annotation, cellular component: nucleus; dendritic shaft; perinuclear region of cytoplasm. The record is from RefSeq and is a predicted model, not a curated record. The coding region runs from base 301 to 1941 and encodes 546 amino acids. Gene Ontology annotation, molecular function: aspartic endopeptidase activity, intramembrane cleaving. The transcript is spliced from 8 exons. Lineage: Eukaryota; Metazoa; Arthropoda; Insecta; Diptera; Culicidae.
GCAGCGUUAGCAUUACCUCUCGUACUCCAAUGAAAAGCUUGUAAAAUCACGGAUUGUUUCGCAGUUUAUAUCAUGUCGAAAAGAUCAUUUGCUGCCCUGGUUCCAGUAGCUAAAUCGUAGAUGAGCGCACUCCAGUGUUACUUAAGUGAGCAACUACACAGCGGACUGUACAAGUAGUUUCACAGCGCACGUCCGCCACAAGACGACGUGCUUUGCUAUUCGUUUGGCUGGUGUGUGGAUGUGAACAAGCUGGCGGGUUCAUAACAAACAAGGGACAUUUUCUUCCGUCGCCACCCCACAAUGGACGGUCAUAUCAACAUCGAUCAUCAUCAUCAUCAUCAGCUGAAUGCAACGGCACAAGAUGCAGCUGACGGGCGCGGCGCACGGAACCGCUGGCAGAAAAUGCCCACAGACGCCACCAACAGCUCUCCACAUCCGUCCUAUGGGACUACCGAUUCCAUCCCGCAGGUGACAAUACGCGAUACUAGCAGCCGUGGAAGAGCUGGUACAUCCGCUGGUGGUCCAACGGGGAACUCCGCCCGCCAAAGGCAACAGCAACAGCAGGAGCAGGAACACGCGUUAAACGAAGAAGAGGGACUGAAGUAUGGUGCGCAGCAUGUGAUAAAACUGUUCGUUCCGGUAACCCUGUGCAUGAUGGUCGUUGUGGCCACGAUUAGCUCCAUCAACUUUUAUACUAUUAAGGACGUGUAUCUCGUGUACACACCUUUCCACGAGCUGACCGAUGACACGGGCACCAAAAUAUGGAACGCACUGGCGAACUCGCUGAUCCUGAUGACGGUGAUCGUAAUCAUGACCAUCCUGCUGAUCGUCCUGUACAAACACCGCUGCUACAAGGUCAUCCACGGUUGGCUGAUUCUGUCGUCCCUGUUGCUGCUGUUCCUGUUUAGUGGCCUUUACCUGUUUGAAAUUUUGCGGGCGUACAACGUGCCGAUGGAUUGGUUUACGGCGGGACUGCUCGUUUGGAACUUUGGCGUGGUGGGCAUGAUUUCGAUCCACUGGCAGGGCCCGUUGCGAUUGCAGCAGGGCUAUUUAAUUUUUGUGGCCGCGCUGAUGGCGCUGGUGUUUAUCAAGUAUCUUCCAGAAUGGACAACGUGGGCAGUUCUAGCUGUGAUAUCAAUUUGGGAUCUGAUUGCCGUACUUACCCCUAACGGACCUUUGCGUAUCCUGGUUGAAACGGCACAGGAGCGAAACGAGCAGAUUUUCCCUGCGCUUAUCUAUUCAUCAACUAUCAUGUAUUCCUACCUCGGCACACACACGGACCCGGACGGGCCGGCGCCUUUGACAGGCGAGCGGACUAUUGGCACGGGGGGUGGUGGUGGAGGAAGUCGACCGGCGGCAGGUGGAUAUGGGGCAGUGAACAAUCACGCCGUUCCGUCCACGCCGCAAACCGGAGCAACCGUAGAAGGUAUGCCACUGGUUGCCAUUCGCAAUGAUAGAACGCAUGAUUUACCCAGGGAUCAAACAGCUGGUUUCACACCGGAUUGGGCUGCAUCGGCUAACCAAAGAGUUACACGGCGGCAAAUUGAAGUGCAGGCGAACAUCGCCAACAAUCCGUCCCGGCCCGAGUAUCGCACGGUCACCGCAGAGGCAAAUCGGGGUGGAACCGUUCAGCAACCGGGUGCUGCCGCCAUCUACGACCAGGCGGAAGAGCGAGGCAUUAAACUCGGCCUAGGAGACUUUAUCUUCUAUUCCGUGCUGGUGGGCAAGGCAUCGAGCUACGGAGACUGGAACACGACGAUUGCAUGCUUUGUGGCAAUCCUGGUGGGUCUUUGUCUUACGCUGCUACUGCUGGCUAUCUUUCGCAAAGCGCUGCCGGCCCUGCCGAUCUCUAUAUUCUUCGGACUUAUCUUCUGCUUCGUGACCAGCGUUAUCGUGAAACCGUUCACGGAAGCACUAACGCUGGAACAGGUGUUUAUUUAGUUAAUUGCAGCAGCAGCAGCAGCAGCGUUGGCCAGCAGGGCCACCAAUUUCCACAGAGACCGGCGCGGCUAGAUGGAUGAAGAACCCAAAUGGAAAUGUGUUCCAUCCACAAGCUGUGUUUUCCAGCAUAUCUCUAGCUCGUUUAUUUAUAUCAUCAGCGUAUUUUAAUGUGUAUUUCGAGAGACAGGAACGCUACCGACACACUACUAACAACGGAGGCAACAACUGACACAGUGUAGGGCGAGAAACAGUCGGCCCUGAGGAGCCGACAAGUUUGAAACAAUUGGAAAUAGCAGACUUAUUAUGCGUUGCUUACAUUUUAUCAUUGUGCAAUUGUGUAUUCCGUGCAUCAGUACAUACGUAAGUGUUCGUAUGAUAGAUAAAUGUUGUCACCUGUUGUAUCCUGAAUAUGUGUGGCAUAAUUCCGGUGUGAUCCGUGUCACUGGCAGAAGCGGUAAAUCCCUUUUUUCAAUCGCUGUGCAAGUGGGGAUAAACUGUUUUGCAUUUCUUUCAAGCUCGAACUCGGUGUACUAACGUCGCUCCAGGUCGUCCAGGUAGUCUAGGUGUACUUACCGAGUCAAGUUCAGUGGCAGGAGUUUUUGGAAUUGCACAGGAGCGACUUGACUGCAUAGAUGAAAUUUGUACCAUUUUAAAGCGCGGGAUGUAAUAUCGUUAUGCUAUUUCUUUUCUUUACAUAAUAUACAAACCAUAAAAACAAUAAUACCCUA